ACCAGACGGGCUUUGCUGUGCAGUCUAGUCCAGAGCUGUGUGCACAAAUACCUGCCAGCUAAAGCGAGACACAGUUUUAAAGUAAGCUAACCUCGUAUAAUUAUACUCAACAUGAAGUUUUGUUUGAGGAUUGGUUUACUUCUGUUUCUUGUUACUGGAACAUUAACACAGAACGGAUUUGACCUCUCCGAUGCUUUCGAUGAUCUAGAUCCGACACCUGCAAAGCCCAAAGAGCAGCCGAAGGCGCCAGAGAAGCCCAAACAUGACGGUGGACUCGACCUUUCUGAUGCAUUUGCACCAGAUGAGCCCACUAAGGAACCCAAGAAACCAAGUUCUAGAGAUUCUGGUGGCUUUGAUCUGGAGGAUGCUUUCGGCCCAGACCUAAACCCCAAAACUGACAAACCUGCUGUUAAACCACCGAACAGCGGAGGAGGUGGAGGAACUUUUGAUGACUCGGACUUAUUUGAUGCUGGUGCUGACGGCUACAAGCCUGACGCAGGCCGCCCAGGAGGAGGCGGUGGGGCCGACCCUGACUACAAUCCUAACGGUGGUGCUGAUCAGCCUCAAGAUCCAGACCUUCUGUGGGGCCAAAUCCUGAAGAUGCUAAAUGCUAACAUGCCAGAGGAAUUCUAUAUGUGGAUGUCCAACUUAAAGCAGAUCGUGACCCCUCUGUUAGAGCGGGCCAUGGCUCUGCUGCAAGCUGUGCCCUGAACCAUUUCAGAUCGUACGGGCUCUCAGGUGUACAUUGACUGACGGACUUGGUCUAGAAAAAGAAAUAUAGUCGAGUGUUUAAACAGAUGAAGCUAAGAGUGACGUGAUCUCUGGGAUACUUUUUUUCUCUUUUUUUUAAUACUUUCUCACAUUUGUUUUGGGGGGGAUUCUGUGCGCUCUGCAAUGCUGCCCCCACUUCCUGUGCCCUUUGACCUCUGGCGUGUUACGGACACUCACAGCUGCAGGUCUGAGCUAGAAAAUCUGUGUUUGGUGAACCGCCGCUCUAAGACUAAAAGUGCUUUUGUGUGUGAGGUUAAAACUAGCAGCGCGGCAAGAAAUAAUAAAGCGUUGACUUUGUCCUUGUUAUUCCAGAUUUACCAGACACCCUGCUGUAUUUGGGCAUGUACAUACAUUCAGAUUUUCUCUCACUCCACCCAGCAGUGCCAUGACUCAUUCUGUUGUUAGUUUACAGCAGUGAGAACUCUAUGAUAUGUGACUACACCAGACAUUUAUACAUGGAGCCGGUACUUUUUCUGAAAAUGGAAUAUAUUUGUUAUGUUGGUUGUUGUCCUGGUGUUUUAUUUAGCACUUAAUAAUCCCAUAUGACUCUGACUCUGUUACUGGAUUAUUAGAUGUUCUGUUUUGAAGGAGUUCUGAAAAUAACGUAUGUUUUUAUAGAAGCAAAGUGUGUCAGAGCAGCAGUCUGCACACAUUCUUUACACAGCCAGCACUGUAAGCACUCUGCUGACAGAUCUUCUCUUCUAGUCCUCUCUUUGUCUUUGGAUAAAUGUUGAAAUAUUAGAUCAGAUGAUGGGUUUUCCCUGCAGCACUUUUCAGCUCAUGAGUAGCUCUCUGUGUACUCUUCGGUUACGGUCAACAUAUUUAUUUUUGGUGGGUUCUUUGUAGUUGAAGCUUUUCUUACUUCUGCCCCGAGUCCUUAUGGAAUCUACAACGUUGCUGCAGUGAAUGCGAUGUUAGGUAGAGAUGUACGAUGCAUAAUGAAUAAAACAAACGUGGAAUCAGAGUUUGUGUGUCUGAUUUAUGAUCCAUGGAAGGCUGGAGAACCAGACCCUCAUGUCGUCUGUCAGGCAGUUACUAACUGAUUGCAUUUUGUUUGGCAUAAUGCAUCACUAAGCACAUUUUAAAACUAUUCUGUCAACCGCUGACCAUAAACUGUAGAAUGAUGAUAAAUAUGAGGAUGUUUUUAUGUCAUGCAAUAACAAUCUUCUUUUAAAACCCCACUUUGUUCUGCUGCUCUGUCCCGCUUCACCUCAAAUGACCCGUCGCAGGAUUCUUAUUAGUCAUUAAUGUUUGGUGUUUUUAAAACUUCUACAUAAAAAAACAGUCCCAGAACACAUAAAGCGCAACCCUCUAACCCCUAACUAAUGAAAACAAUAUGUUUGAUCAUAUUAUGAGCUCAAACAGAGAGUGUGUGUGCGUGUGUGUGAUCACAUAAUUACAGCAAACGUGGGCAGUUUAAGACUGAUCCCCUUGUGGGAUCAUGAUUGACACAGAAGCAGACACUUCAGGUGUCUUGCAUGUGUGUGGGGAAGAAGAGCGCUGACUCCAUGUCGGCAUCCUGUGAUUCUUUUAUCUGCUUUUAUGUCGAGGCAACGCCCUAUUUUUACACACUGCACAAUCACAAGACACACCUCUCCCUCAUGACUCACUGGGGUGUUAGCCAGCAGAAGAGACAGGCUUAUUAUAUAUGCAGCCAGUGUGUGUGUGUUUCACUGUGUGUGUGUGUGUGUGUGUGUGUGUGUGUGUGUGUGUGUGUGUGUGUGCCCCACCCUGCCUUGGAGCCUGGGUGUGUUCACUUUUAAUCCAGCUCUCUCUCCCUUUUUAGAAACCAUGUAGAUUUGACCACUUUCUUUUAAUUCUCUGUUUGACAUUCAAUGUCUUUGUGUUGCUUUUGUGUUACUACAUUUUAACUUGAGUCUCUCUGUACAGUGUGUUCUGGGAACAUUUUGUCAGAGCAGGUUUAUCCAGAGUUAUUGAACGCCCCCUUGUGGAAGACUGAGGUUAUGACAGGUCACAGUUUAGUAACGAUGACCCUACUGUAAGAGUUACACUUAAGACUGAUAUUAAGAUCAUCUUUAGGAGUGAUCACAUGAUUAAUCACAUGUGUGCACAAGGAUUUAACAAACGGUUUGCAUUUUUUUGAAGAAGAAUUCUUAAAAAAACUUUUUAUUUAUGAUCAUUUCUGAAAACAAAAGAAAAUAUAUUUGAAAGUAAAUGUUUUCUGAAUUAUUUUACAUCUCAGUAGAAAUGAACUUGUAAUAGGUUUACACUAUAAAUGUAUAUGAAUACAUAUAAAAUUGUUGAAAAAUUGCUGAAAUUGUAACAAAAAUAACUUUAGUAAGGAUGAUAUUGUAGCUGGUUGAGGAGGUACGUCAGAGAAAUAAUAAAGAUACUGUUCCUGUGUGUGUGUGUGUGUGUGUGUGUGUGUG
Messenger RNA from Cottoperca gobio, 3161 nucleotides. It is a transcript of the gene cd99, whose product is annotated as CD99 molecule. The record is from RefSeq and is a predicted model, not a curated record. NCBI's taxonomy places the organism in Eukaryota, Metazoa, Chordata, Actinopteri, Perciformes, Bovichtidae. Bases 112 to 711 code for a protein of 199 amino acids. The transcript has 11 exons. Gene Ontology annotation, biological process: T cell extravasation; positive regulation of neutrophil extravasation; homotypic cell-cell adhesion. Gene Ontology annotation, cellular component: plasma membrane.